AUGGCUAAUGUAAAUGAACUGGCAACUGCUUCAAUCAUGAAGAGUGAAGCACCAAGGGGAAUCCCAAAUGAUGGAACUGGCGUUAUCCAACUUGAUCCAUGGCUUGAACCAUUCAGAGAUUCUUUAAAGCACAGAUUUUCAAAAGCACAGCAAUGGAUUAAAACCAUCGACGAUACUGAAGGUGGUAUUGAGAAAUUUAGCAGAGGUACCGAGAAGUUUGGAUUCAAUGUCGAUAAGAAGAACAACAUUACAUACAGGGAAUGGGCUCCGAAUGCAACACAAGCAUUCUUGAUUGGUGAUUUUAACGACUGGAACCGCGAGUCUCACCCUAUGAAGAAGGAUCCUUAUGGGGUUUUCGAAAUUGUUCUACCCGCAAAGGAUGGCAAACCAGCUAUCGCACAUAAUUCUAAGAUCAAGAUCUCUAUGAUUACACCUUCCGGCGAACGAAUUGAACGAAUUCCUGCAUGGAUCAAAUAUGUCACGCAAGAUCUCUCCGUCUCCCCAGUUUACGACGCUCGAUUUUGGAACCCACCUGAGUCCGAACGAUAUGUCUUCAAGCAUCCCAGACCAAAGAAGCCAGAAAGUGUUAGGGUAUAUGAGGCACACGUUGGUAUUUCUUCCCCAGAACUACGGGUUUCCACAUACAAGGAGUUCACAAAGAACAUGAUACCAAGAAUACACCAUUUGGGUUAUAAUGUUAUUCAGCUUAUGGCUAUUAUGGAGCAUGCAUAUUAUGCAAGUUUCGGUUAUCAAAUCAACAGUUUCUUUGCUGCAAGCAGUCGAUAUGGUACACCUGAUGAGCUGAGAGAGCUUAUAGAUACCGCACAUGGACUUGGUAUCACUGUGCUGCUUGACGUGGUUCACAGUCAUGCUUCCAAAAAUGUAUUGGAUGGGCUCAAUGAGUUCGAUGGGAGUGACAGCUGCUAUUUCCACGAGGGUCCUAAAGGAAAGCAUGAGUUGUGGGAUAGUAGACUUUUCAACUAUGGAUCUCAUGAAGUCUUGAGAUUCUUGCUCAGCAAUUUACGAUUCUGGAUGGACGAAUACAACUUUGACGGAUUCCGAUUCGACGGUGUUACGAGCAUGCUUUAUACCCAUCAUGGAAUUGGAACGGGGUUCUCUGGUGGUUACCAUGAGUACUUUGGUCCAUCUGUUGAUGAGGACGGUGUUGUCUACCUUAUGAUUGCCAAUGAGAUGCUGCACCAACUUUAUCCAGAAUCGAUCUCUAUUGCAGAAGAUGUUUCGGGAAUGCCCGCUCUGUGCUUACCAUUAGCACUAGGUGGCGUAGGGUUUGAUUACAGACUUGCUAUGGCCAUUCCUGAUAUGUGGAUUAAGAUCCUCAAGGAAAAGAAGGACGACGAAUGGGAUCUCGGAAACAUCUGCUUUACUUUGACGAACAGACGUCAUGGUGAGAAGACUAUCGCAUACUGUGAGAGUCACGAUCAAGCAUUGGUCGGAGAUAAGUCCAUCAUGAUGCAUUUGUGUGACGCAGAGAUGUACACAAAUAUGUCAAGACUUACAGAGUUCACGCCAAUUAUCGAGCGUGGAAUGGCAUUACACAAGAUGAUUCGCCUCCUGACAUCCGGUCUUGGAGGCGAAGGUUAUCUCAAUUUCGAGGGUAACGAAUUCGGUCAUCCAGAGUGGCUCGACUUCCCUCGUGAAGGUAACAACAACAGCUUUUGGUAUGCUCGUCGUCAAUUUAACCUUCCAGAUGAUGAUCUUCUUCGUUACAAAGCAUUGAACGAAUUUGAUUCCCACAUGCAACAUCUUGAAGCAAAGUAUGGAUGGUUACACAGCGAUCAAGCUUAUAUCAGUUUGAAGAAUGAGUCUGAUAAGGUCAUUGUUUUUGAGCGAGCUGGCUUGUUAUGGAUCUUCAAUUUCAACCCAACCCAAAGUUUCGUAGAUUACAGAGUUGGUGUCGAACAAGAGGGUACUUACAAAGCUGUUCUCAACACUGAUACCAAGGAUGUUGGAGGAUUCGAAAGAAUUGAUUCUUCAACACGCUUCUUCACAACACCUUUUGCAUGGAACGAUAGAAAGAACUUUAUUCAAGUCUACAUUCCAACCCGUACAGCAAUAGUUUUGGCACUUGAAUCUACGGUAUAA
Messenger RNA from Botrytis byssoidea, 2103 nucleotides. RefSeq lists its product as uncharacterized. Lineage: Eukaryota; Fungi; Ascomycota; Leotiomycetes; Helotiales; Sclerotiniaceae. The record is from RefSeq and is a predicted model, not a curated record. Gene Ontology annotation, biological process: glycogen biosynthetic process. The coding region runs from base 1 to 2103 and encodes 700 amino acids. Gene Ontology annotation, cellular component: cytoplasm. The transcript is spliced from 6 exons. Gene Ontology annotation, molecular function: hydrolase activity, hydrolyzing O-glycosyl compounds; 1,4-alpha-glucan branching enzyme activity; cation binding.